This is a messenger RNA of Chelmon rostratus (copperband butterflyfish), 1506 nucleotides long. RefSeq lists its product as uncharacterized. The transcript has 4 exons. The coding region runs from base 27 to 1292 and encodes 421 amino acids. Lineage: Eukaryota; Metazoa; Chordata; Actinopteri; Chaetodontiformes; Chaetodontidae. The record is from RefSeq and is a predicted model, not a curated record.
AAGAAGGGUUAAGCCUCUUCGCCAAGAUGCCCCGCUCUGCAUCCAAGUCCCAAGCUGACAAGCGUGGACGUGUGCCAUCUGUCCAGGUGACCACACCUACAACGCAGGAACUGGAAGUGGAAGAUGUUAUUCCUGGUCGCUUAACUCAGGCCCAGUGGGUGGACAUGUUGAUCCAGGAGGAUGGAGAUGAAGCAGUGGGCGAGAUUAUGGAGGAAUUGUUGAGCAAGGUCAUGGACGGCUGUUUAAAGGUGUACAUUGAAAGACAGCUAGGACCUUUCUCUGCAUCCUGGGCCAAGAGCUACCUCACACAGAUUCUAGAGAGGCAAAUUCUGUGCCUAGAUGAAGGGGAAGGACCAGAAGAGGCAUCUAAAACAGAAGACUCAGAGCCUAUGCCAGCAACUUCAGAUGCCUGGGCUCAAGGUUGUGUGCCUGUCUUAAAUGCUACCCCUCAACCUCAGUCCACCUCACAACAGGAGGUUGACAUUGGGCAGGUCCCAGUACAAACAGAGCCAAGAGUCGCCAAGCGGUGUAACGUAAUGGCCCGAACAAACAGCUCUCCAAAGCAAAUCGAAACGGAUACAAGUCCCAGGAGGCCUGUCAGGGACAAGCUCUUUAAAGUACUUAAUCCUCGCCCCUCACCAAAAGUCGAUCAAAAGAAAACGAUGCAGAUUCAUUUACCUCCCAAGCCUAUUCCAUGCAAAUUACUGCCACCACUGUCCCGUUCAGCAGGGAAAAAAGCUGUGGAGGUAGAGGGUAAAAAUAGGAUACGUUCUGUUCUUAACCAUUCGACUGGAUCAUUAUAUCAGCAGAAGGACUACCAGCCUAUACCAAGGCUUGAUCACUCCUCCCUGCCUCAACACUCCAUCUUUCCUCAAUGUGAGAUUUUGGACAGUAACUACAGAAAACCCAACUAUAACAAACCAACUGGACUAUCCAAAUUAGAAUCAAGAUCUAACAAGCUGCAAACUGAAUGGACAGUAACCUCCCUGAAGCCACUAACCAGCUCCAAAGAUCAUCUAGAGAGGAUUCAAAAAAGAAAUAAGGCAGAUGUCGGGCUGAAGAAGUCGUCUCCUUGUACACAUAGAAAGGAAGGAAUGGUAUUCUCUGGGCCUCUCAGACUGGAAGCCAUGAAGUUGGCCAAGGGUGUUUCUCUCCUGGAUCCUCAGGCAGUUGACAGUAACUCUUUCAAAUUUAACCCUCCUGCUCUGUCUUCAAAAAUGAGGCUGAUACAAAGUGAUGCAGCUGUGCCACUGUUUUCAGGUGAACAGCUUACCACAGGUCCACCCCCUUAAGUCACCCCGUUGUACCAGUGUAAGAACUGGAACAACUGAUUAUAAACUUUUUGAUAACAAAUGUCCUGAUGUCCUUCGAGGAGAAUCAGCUAUAUGUUAAUGACAUAAAAACAUCCCUCUAAUACAUGAACACAUGAUAUAGUGUCCACUGCAGGCCAAGCUGUGAAAGAUUGUAGAUAUUUUAAAAAGAUUCCGACUCAAUGCAUUUUUCCCU